Phragmites australis (common reed) is the source of this 1066-nucleotide messenger RNA. RefSeq lists its product as uncharacterized. The coding region runs from base 47 to 907 and encodes 286 amino acids. Gene Ontology annotation, biological process: root development; shoot system development. NCBI's taxonomy places the organism in Eukaryota, Viridiplantae, Streptophyta, Magnoliopsida, Poales, Poaceae. The transcript has a single exon. The record is from RefSeq and is a predicted model, not a curated record.
AACACAGCAAACGCAAAGCAGCAAGAACAAGAUCCGGCACUCAGCAAUGGCGCCCACCUUCGGCCGCUCCAUCUCCUUCCCUCUCAGCCCGGCGCGCUCCUCUAAGCCCCGCGCCGCCGCGCGCCACGUCCGCUCCAUUAGCCUACCCUCCUGCCGCUCCCACCCGCUGCUCGCCCACCUCCACAACAGCGUCCGGGCCGUCCGCUCCUGGGUCGCCGAACCCACCUCCGCCUCCUCGGGCCUCGCCCACCUCGACGCGCUCCACGCCGCGCUCGCCGAGCUCCUCCUACUCCCGGAGGCGCGCAACGCGUUGCAGGCCGGCUCCGCCACCGCACACUGCCUCCUCGACGGCUUCCUCGUCCUCGCCGACGCGCACGGCGCCUUCCAGGAGACCCUCCUCGAGCUCAAGCGCCGCGCGGCCGAGGUCCAGGCCGCGCUCCGGAGGCGCGACUGCGCGAGGCUCUCCUCCGCGGCCCGCGCGCAGCGCCACGCCGAGAAGGAGCUCGCCCGCCUUGCGUCGUCCGUGCGCGGCGCCUGCAAGUGGCCCCAGGUCGGUUCCGAGGCCAGCGCCGCGGAGGUCGAGGUGUCCGGGGUGCUCGCCGAGGCCGUGGCGGCCAUCGCGUCCGCGUCCGCGGCCGUGUUCUCCGCCGUCGAGUCCCUCUCAUCGGCCGCGACUGCAGCCGCCGCCUCUUCGACCAAGAAGUCAACGACUCUCAUCUCCUUGGUCAAGAGGACCAACAAGGCUGCAGCUGCUUCCUCCGACGAGGAGAAGGAGAUGGCUGCACUCGACAAACUAGAGGAGCUUGACGAAUGCAUUGCGGCGAUGGAAGCCGGCAGCGACAAGGUGUUCAGGAGCAUCCUGCACACCAGGGUCGCACUCCUAAACAUCCACACCCAGACAUGCUAAUUGCUACUGCUACUUCUUGGCCAUUGACAUCUUAAUUUGGACAUCAAAUUAAGACUCCAAAUUAACCCAAGUGUACAUAAAAAGCAAAAUAACUCUUGUUCGAUCGGCUGUAUAUUUCGCUGUCUCAUUGCACAUCUCCUUUCAAUUUGUCUACCUGAA